Molecule: messenger RNA, 973 nt
Organism: Choloepus didactylus (southern two-toed sloth)
Lineage: Eukaryota; Metazoa; Chordata; Mammalia; Pilosa; Megalonychidae
Product: serine/threonine-protein phosphatase 2A catalytic subunit beta isoform-like
Exons: 1
Coding region: 99-833 (244 amino acids)
Biological process (GO): mitotic cell cycle; peptidyl-serine dephosphorylation
Cellular component (GO): cytosol
Molecular function (GO): protein serine/threonine phosphatase activity
Source: RefSeq, a predicted model, not a curated record
AAAAGGCUAAGGAAAUUCUAACAAAAGAAUCAAAUGUGCAAGAGGUUCGUUGUCUGGUUACCGUCUGUGGAGAUGUUCAUGGUCAAUUCCAUGACCUUAUGGAACUCUUUAGAAUUGGUGGGAAAUCACCAGACACAAACUAUCUAUUCAUGGGUGACUAUGUUGACAGAGGUUAUUAUUCCGUGGAGACUGUGACUCUUCUUGUGGCAUUAAAGGUGCGUUAUCCAGAACGCAUUACAAUAUUGAGAGGAAACCAUGAAAGCCGACAAAUUACCCAAGUAUAUGGCUUUUAUGAUGAAUGUCUACGAAAGUAUGGAAAUGCCAAUGUUUGGAAAUAUUUCGCAGAUCUGUUUGAUUAUCUUCCACUUACAGCUUUAGUAGAUGGACAGAUAUUCUGCCUCCAUGGUGGCCUCUCUCCAUCCAUAGAUACACUGGAUCAUAUAAGAGCCCUGGAUCGUUUACAAGAAGUGCCACAUGAGGGCCCAACGUGUGAUCUGUUGUGGUCGGAUCCAGAUGACAGUGGUGGGUGGGGCAUUUCUCCACGUGGUGCUGGCUACACAUUUGGACAAGACAUUUCUGAAACGUGUAACCACGCCAAUGGCCUCACGCUGGUUUCUCGCGCUCACCAACUUGUAAUGGAGGGAUACAAUUGGUGUCAUGAUCGGAAUGUGGUUACUAUCUUCAGUGCACCCAAUUAUUGUUACCAUUGUGGGAACCAGGCUGCUAUCAUGAAGUUGGAUGACACUUUAAAAUAUUCCUUCCUUCAGUUUGACCCAGCACCUUGCCGUGGAGAGCCUCAUGUUACCCGGCGCACUCCAGACUACUUCCUGUAAAUUGCUCCUCAGAAAACCUGCCUUAGUAUGUGGAAGUAUACCUGGCUUUUUAAAAUACAUAUAUAUUUAAAAACAAAAAAGCUACAGUAAUCUAUGUGUUUCUGUAACAAAUUGGGAUCUAGCUUGGCAUUAAACCACAU